Messenger RNA from Caenorhabditis angaria, 443 nucleotides. Lineage: Eukaryota; Metazoa; Nematoda; Chromadorea; Rhabditida; Rhabditidae. The record is from the annotation of a GenBank genome assembly.
AUGGAAAAUGGACAAGAAGUUUUUGAAAAUGAACCGAAAUGUUGUACGUUUGAUAUAAAUGAAUCCGGCGAAUUGAAUAUUUGUAAAAUGAAUCAAGAAGUGAGUUCCGGGAUCUUGAGGUCUCUUUUAAAUAGCCCGGCAACUCAGAAAAUGCGCAUCAAAAAUUUCUUUCUAGACCUUCACAUAUCUUUUUCGCGGUUACGAACUUUGGACAUCAAACCCUGAAAGAAGUUCACCAUUCCUAUCUGAAAAUCGAAAAAAUUUUGCUAUAAUUGUUUCAGUCAGUGAUCCUAUGAAUCCAACAAGACCAACUACAAAAAUUGGCAUGGUUUUUUGCCAUGACAUCCGUUUCCAGUGAGUUACUCUAAUUCAUAUUUGUUUCUAAUUAUUAUGAUUUCAGAGCUUUCCUAAAUUAUUGUCGGAGAUUGGGACUUAUCAGCUAA